UAAGCUCCGCCGCGCUUGCGCAAUCCCUGCACAAGCGACAGCUGCUCCACCUUCUUCAAGCCGAACUCGAUACUCCCGCGCAGUUGUUGAAGUAAAAGCAACAGCGGCGAAGAAGGGCAGGGGGAAGGAGUGUGGAAACGAAGUUAGAGCGCAUGCGCGGCAAGGCCUAAGGCACGAAGGCAGGCAGGCAAGCGGGAGGGGGGAAUAGAAGGCGGGUUGACGGUUUCUUUUCUUUUUCUGGGUUGCGGAGCCGGGAAAGAAAGAGAGGGAGACCCCCCCCCCCUGGGCUGGGCGCUUUCGGGUGCCGCGCUCGAGGGACUCGACGCCACUGGCAGGAGGGUUUUUCAAGGGGGGGGGCUGUUGCUCUCCGUGCCGUCGUCGUCGUCGCCGCCUCCUUCUCCUCUUCCUCGGUGAAGCGCCCUCUCCCUGUCCCCGCCCGGGACUGAGUGCAUUGGCUACAAAAUGGCGGACGGGGAACUGAACGUGGAUAGUCUUAUCACCAGGCUGCUGGAAGUUCGAGGAUGUCGUCCAGGCAAGAUUGUACAGAUGACAGAAGCAGAAGUUCGUGGCUUGUGUAUAAAAUCUCGAGAAAUCUUUCUUAGCCAGCCUAUUCUUCUGGAGCUAGAGGCACCACUGAAGAUCUGUGGUGACAUUCAUGGCCAGUAUACAGAUUUACUUCGAUUGUUUGAGUAUGGGGGAUUUCCACCAGAGGCAAACUACCUUUUUCUGGGAGAUUAUGUUGACAGAGGAAAACAAUCCUUGGAAACCAUCUGCUUGUUACUUGCAUAUAAAAUCAAAUAUCCCGAGAACUUUUUCCUCCUGAGAGGAAAUCAUGAAUGUGCUAGUAUUAAUCGCAUAUAUGGAUUCUAUGAUGAAUGUAAACGGCGAUUCAAUAUAAAGCUUUGGAAGACAUUUACAGACUGCUUUAAUUGCCUACCUAUUGCAGCCAUUGUAGAUGAGAAGAUUUUUUGCUGUCACGGAGGACUCUCACCAGAUCUGCAGUCUAUGGAACAGAUCAGAAGAAUUAUGAGACCCACAGAUGUCCCUGAUACAGGCUUGCUGUGUGAUCUGCUGUGGUCUGAUCCAGACAAAGAUGUGCAGGGUUGGGGUGAAAACGAUCGUGGAGUCUCUUUCACUUUUGGAGCUGAUGUAGUCAGCAAAUUCUUAAAUCGGCAUGAUUUGGAUUUAAUUUGUCGAGCUCACCAGGUGGUUGAAGAUGGCUAUGAAUUCUUUGCUAAACGACAACUAGUUACCCUAUUUUCUGCUCCUAAUUACUGCGGAGAAUUUGACAAUGCUGGUGGCAUGAUGAGUGUGGAUGAAACUUUGAUGUGUUCUUUUCAGAUCUUGAAGCCAUCUGAAAAGAAAGCAAAGUACCAGUAUGGUGGACUGAAUUCUGGACGCCCGGUCACUCCACCUCGCACAGCUAAUCCACCGAAGAAGAGGUGAAGAAAGGAACAUUGUGGGGAAAAAAAACACCCAACAUCAGAUCUAUUAAGGACACAACUCCAUAUAUACAGUAUAUAAUAAGUGUGCACUGUAAAAUCAUCCAGCCAUUUGACACCCUCUAUGAUGUCACAUCUUUAACUUAAAGAGACGGGUAAAGGAUCUUUAAUAUUUUCUAGUUGACAGAUGUGCAACACUAUAUUGUAACAAGUAUACUCCAAGUUCUAUUAACCAACAUAGAGUAAAGUCAGAUCUAAACAAAUUCUUUUGGUUUCAUAAUCACAUCACUUUUAAAGUUGACCAACAUCCCAAUUUAAGCUUGAUGUAAUAGGUAAAUCAGAUGAGAGCAUGAUGUUUCAUUUGUGUAAUGUGGUCUUACUGUUGCUUGAUUGCUUUUAUUUCUAUUAUUUUGUAGUUGAAUGAUGGCAAAGUAUCUCUAGUCAUGUUCCCUGGCUGAAAAUGAAUUAUGGAAAAGAUUUUUGAGCAGCUUCUGUUCUUCUUUUCCUGAUAAUCUUGCUUACUAAACAUCUGCCCCUCUUCUGGAGUAUAGUGGCUAAAAACAAACGCAGCUCAACCUCGUGACUUCAGUAUCUCUCCUUACCCAGACAGCUGUCAUUAUUUCUCAUGAAACAAAACUCCCUGCUUUUUAUUGUUGACUGCCACAGAAUGAAUUUGUGCACGGCACCAUUUUAAACUAACAUUAAACACACAGUUGCACCCCAUUUAACUAACAUAGGGCAAGAUUGGGUAUUAUUAGUUGAUAACUUGAUUAUGUGGUACCUUGCAUUAGUUUUUAUUAGCAUGAAACACCUUUUGGCAUGCUUAGCUUCCUGAUAAUGCCAUACUUACAUUAAAGUGCAUUUUGCAUAGCUCACCAAACGUGAAGGUCCCUCUCUGACAAGCCGUAAAAAUCUAGCCCUGUUCCCCCCUGCACUCUGCCCUGGGCUCCAGGAGGGUGUAUUUAAAUGGAUGUUGAUAAAUGAGCAUUAGAUUAACUAUGGCUAGUGGUGGUUGGACUGUCUAAUAUUGCCAUGUGAAUGUUCUACAUGAUUGUAAGGCUUAUGUCACUAAAGAUUAUAUCCUCUGGAUUUCCUUGAUCAAAGUUCAUAUACUAUUGUAGAAACUUCUGCUUUGUAGUGUAUUAUAGUAGCAAUAAUUUCUGUACAUGAUCCAGAUUUGCAGUAUUUCUUUUCCCAUUUUCCUUUCUUAAAAGGUUCAUAUUGAAAAAUGACAAUGUGUAAAAAUAUGUGCAAAAUUUGUAAGAGGAUAAAAAUUGAAAUGCAGAGACUUCAUUGGAGAAGAAUACAAAUUUUUAUUGAGCAUUGUCAAAUUUGUAAGGUUCUUUAGGAGGGAAGCUUCUAAUUUAUACCAUAAUAAUUGUGCAACAGUAAAUGUAAAAUUCUUUAAUACUGUCUUUACAAAUGUUAAAUUGAAGAUUCUAAUAACUUGCAUUAUAUGAAAUGGCACAUAUUUUGCAAGUAUCCUGGCAAAGUGAAAAGUUCUUUAAAAUGACUUUAAGUCUCUUUUCUAACUCCAUUUUGUUUUAAACACAUGUUAAAUGUAGUUUUUUUCAUUUAGUAAAGUUGUUUAAUUGAUUUGAA
Molecule: messenger RNA, 3044 nt
Organism: Pogona vitticeps (central bearded dragon)
Lineage: Eukaryota; Metazoa; Chordata; Lepidosauria; Squamata; Agamidae
Gene: PPP1CB
Product: protein phosphatase 1 catalytic subunit beta
Biological process (GO): regulation of circadian rhythm; circadian regulation of gene expression
Cellular component (GO): cytoplasm; nucleus
Molecular function (GO): protein serine/threonine phosphatase activity
Source: RefSeq, a predicted model, not a curated record